Gregarina niphandrodes is the source of this 495-nucleotide messenger RNA. RefSeq names its product protein tyrosine phosphatase. Bases 1 to 495 code for a protein of 164 amino acids. NCBI's taxonomy places the organism in Eukaryota, Apicomplexa, Conoidasida, Eugregarinorida, Gregarinidae. Gene Ontology annotation, molecular function: protein tyrosine phosphatase activity. The record is from RefSeq and is a predicted model, not a curated record. Gene Ontology annotation, biological process: protein dephosphorylation. The transcript has 2 exons.
AUGUGGUCCUAUGACGGGGCGUACUUUAAUGCGAGCAGAAUCAAGUUCCAGUUACCGGAUUUUGCUUGUGACAUGUAUGAGGGUAACCUGUAUGAUGGGGUAGUGGUGGGGAUGCAAGCCCCGUUGCCGCAUACGUUGGAUCGUUUUGUGAAGGCGCUAAUUGCGGAAAAGGUGGACAUAAUAGUUACGCUAGGUGGGUCAGCAGAAGGCGAGCGUCGCAAGAUGGAACCAUAUUGGAACGGGUACAAGUCUUCUGAGUGCACGAUCGAGAAGGUUAGGGAAUUGGAUGCUGUCGUGGGUGUAGAGAGGCAUCUACGGGUUACUUGUCACAAUCUGGACGGCAAGCUUAAACGAAGAGCGGUGAUACAGCUACAUUAUGACGACUGGCUUGAUCACACCACUCCCGACCCGAAGAAGUUCAAGGCGCUCUGCCGGCGUCGGAAGAACUGGCACCCUCAUUUCUGCACUCCGGUGCCACCUGAUCCGGAAAGCUGA